GUCUGACUUUGAGAUAACUAAAUAAAUUCUCUCAGGUGUUUUCAGGUUGAAACACCAUGUCAGCAAUAUACAAAACAGUUAUAAAUGUUGCUGAUCGCUUUGUCCCUGCUAAGUUAGGACCUUUUUGGAAUCAUCCAGCAGGUCCAAAAACUAUUUUCUUCUGGGCACCAUCCUUUAAAUGGGCACUUGUAAUAGCUGGUAUUGGUGAUUUAGCUAGACCAGCUGAAAAACUCAGUGCUUAUCAAUCAUCUGCUUUAGCUGCUACAGGUAUUAUAUGGUCUCGAUAUUCAAUGGUUAUUAUACCUAAAAACUAUAAUUUAUUACUUGUCAAUCUAUUUGUUGGUGCUACAGGACUAUUUCAGCUGUCUCGUAUUUAUAAUCACAGAAAAGCACAAAAACAAUAACAGUGUACCAUAAACUAACGACAAGUAUUGAAAUAAUGAUUUGAUAACCCUGAUUGGAGAUUAAGAUUAGAAUAAUUUAGAUGAAUGGAAUUUGAUUAAAUGAAUUUUAUAUGGAUUUGGGAUCAAAAUAAAAAGAUUUUAGCACAAAAUAAAGAUGGAUUCCUAAGAGUUAAAAUUUCUUAUAUCAUAAAAGAUUAAUAUAAAAGUAACAUUUUUUAAUGAACUUCUAUCCAAUACUAACUUACAAAUUUAAGGAAGGCCCAUAUUUUUGAAGAUGAAGAUGGCAUCAAUUCGAAUUGUAAAGGUCGUUAGGUAUUUUUCAUAUGAGUUAUACCUUAAUGACAAUACAGCUGUGAUAAGAGUUGUGACAAACCUCAAAAUAUAAAUGCUCUCUGUACAUUAACAAUAUAGAGGGAAAUUAUAUAUUAUACAUUUACUUGCUUACAGUUUGAUAAAGGCUGGUGGUAAAUUUUGAAAUAUCAAUGGAUAUUUAGGUAAUCUUGAUUUGUGACUGAAAAUUGUUAUCAGAGAUUGAUUUAUUUUGCAUUUCAAUAGUUGAGCAAAAAUCAUAAGAAACUUGUAUUUAUAUUGAGAUUUCUUUGCUAGUUAUUAUUGUAUUGAAUUUCAACCAGUGAGUGAUAAUAUUUUUAGUUAGAAAAAUUUGCAUGAUCCUGACAAGUACUUUAGGUUAAGAUGAUUUGAUGAUAUUUUAGGAAACUUUUGGUUGAAUUAAUAAUAAAAAUUGGGUUAUAUUAUAUUGCAAUAUUUUGGUUAAAUUACAAUAUUUUGGUUACUAUAUUUAUUACAAUAGUUUUGUUUGAUCUUGCCUUAUAGUUAAAAUAUUUUGGUAGCCCUAUAAAAUAUGUUUGUGGUUAUGAGAUUAUUAUUAUCAGAAAUUUUAUGAUUUUAAUUUUUAGUUUUGUUUUAUUAUGAAAUGAAAUAAAUCUAUUAUAUGAAACU
Molecule: messenger RNA, 1364 nt
Organism: Lottia gigantea (owl limpet)
Lineage: Eukaryota; Metazoa; Mollusca; Gastropoda; Lottiidae
Exons: 5
Coding region: 57-404 (115 amino acids)
Biological process (GO): pyruvate import into mitochondria
Cellular component (GO): mitochondrial inner membrane
Molecular function (GO): pyruvate transmembrane transporter activity
Source: RefSeq, a predicted model, not a curated record